Pipistrellus kuhlii (Kuhl's pipistrelle) is the source of this 1736-nucleotide messenger RNA. It is a transcript of the gene MOCS3, whose product is annotated as molybdenum cofactor synthesis 3. The transcript has a single exon. Gene Ontology annotation, molecular function: thiosulfate-cyanide sulfurtransferase activity; URM1 activating enzyme activity; adenylyltransferase activity. Gene Ontology annotation, biological process: protein urmylation; tRNA wobble position uridine thiolation. The record is from RefSeq and is a predicted model, not a curated record. Lineage: Eukaryota; Metazoa; Chordata; Mammalia; Chiroptera; Vespertilionidae. The coding region runs from base 1 to 1410 and encodes 469 amino acids. Gene Ontology annotation, cellular component: cytosol; cytoplasm.
AUGCCUUCAAGACAACUUCCGGAAGCGGCUGCCAUGGCUUCCCGAGAGGAGGUUCUUGCCUUGCAGGCUGAAGUUGCCCAGCGCGAGGAGGAACUGAGUUCCCUGAAGCAGAGACUGGCGGCGGCUCUUCUGGCGGAGGACGAUCCCGCGCCGCAGGCUCCGGUGUCGCCCCUGCCGCCGAAGGCCGCGCUGUCCCGCGAUGAGAUUCUGCGCUACAGCCGGCAGCUCGUGCUGCCCGAGCUCGGGGUGCACGGGCAGCUGCGGCUGGCCACCGCGUCCGUGCUAGUCGUGGGCUGCGGUGGGCUCGGCUGCCCGCUGGCGCAGUACCUGGCAGCGGCCGGCGUGGGCCGCCUGGGCCUUGUGGACUACGACGUGGUGGAAGUGAGCAACCUGCCCCGCCAAGUGCUGCACGGCGAGGCCCUGGCCGGCCAGGCCAAGGUCUUUUCCGCUGCAGCCUCGCUGCGCCGGCUCAAUUCAGCCGUGGAGUGCGUGCCUUAUGCCCAGGCUCUUACUCCAGCCACGGCCUUAGACCUAGUCCGCCGUUAUGACGUGGUCGCUGACUGCUCCGACAACGUGCCCACCCGCUACCUUGUGAGCGACGCGUGUGUGCUGGCCGGCAGGCCUCUCGUGUCCGCCAGCGCCCUGCGCCUUGAGGGCCAACUCACAGUCUACCACUACGACGGCGGGCCUUGCUAUCGCUGCCUGUUCCCCCAGCCACCUCCAGCGGAGACGGUCACCAACUGCGCGGAUGGCGGGGUGCUCGGUGUUGUCACGGGCGUCCUGGGCUGCCUGCAGGCGCUGGAGGUGUUGAAGAUCGCCGCAGGGAUGGGCCCCUCGUACAGUGGCAGCCUGUUGCUCUUUGACGCCCUCGGAGGACAUUUCCGCUGCAUUCAGCUGCGGGGCCGCAGGCCGGAUUGUGCAGCUUGUGGAGAACGGCCCACGGUGACCGACCUGCAGGACUAUGAAGCCUUCUGUGGCUCCUCAGCCACGGAUAAGUGCCGCUCCCUUCAGCUGCUGAGCCCCGAAGAGCGAGUCUCUGUCGCUGACUAUAAGCGACUUCUGGAUUCUGGGUCGCCCCACCUACUGCUGGACGUCAGGCCUCAAGUGGAAGUGGACAUCUGUCGUUUGCCUCAUGCUCUACACAUCCCUUUGAAACAUUUGGAAAGGGGGGAUGGGGAGAGCCUGAAACUCUUAGGAGAAGCAAUCCAUAAAGGGAAGCAAGGCACACAGGAAGGAGCAGCCCUCCCGGUCUAUGUGAUUUGCAAACUGGGCAAUGACUCCCAGAAAGCCGUGAAGAUCCUGCAGUCCUUGACAGCAAUCCCAGAGUUAGACUCUCUCACAGUUCAGGAUGUUGUGGGGGGGCUCAUGGCCUGGGCUGCCAAAAUCGAUGAAACGUUUCCUCAGUACUGAGGUGGCUGCUAUCCAUAGUCUGACCUGAGGAAAAUGUGGAUUGCCAUGUUAACCUUAAAGAUACAUUUACUUCCAUAUUUCUCAGUAAUGUACAAAGACUGGAUUCUGCAUCUGUGAAUACAUAGCUUUCUUUUUAUAAGGGGCUUUUUUAAUGGUAAUUUAUUGGUUAUUACGUUGUUGAGGGUCUAUAAAAUUGUUUCUGAUAACUGUCGUGUGUUUUCAGUACUUGGAGGGUGUCUUGAACAUGUGAGAUAUAUUGUAAGUGACAGGAUUUCAUGUUUUAAUUUGCAGAUCAUUUGCCUGUCUUGCUUUUUUCCCACCUCCCC